CGAAUUUUCACAGUUGUCAAUUUUGUUGUUCAAAUUAAAAAGUAGACUUAGUUCUUUUAUUUGCCUAAUUGACCACUAUCAAUAACAAACAGCCCGUCAUGUACAGUUUCGGUUUGAAUGUUGCUCGUACUGCAGGUUUUAGCAGAAACUAUGCCACUCUGAGAGAAAUUGAAACCAGAUUGAAAUCCAUUAAAAACAUCGAAAAGAUUACCAACACAAUGAAGGUUGUGGCUUCUACGAGAAUGGGAAGAGCACAACGAGCAAUGGCAUCUUCAAGAGCAUUCCGUGAGGGUGACUCUGAUUUUUUUGCAACAGCAGAAACUUCUACUCCUGAGACAGCAGAGAAGACUCUUAUUAUCGCAGUCUCUUCAGACAAAGGCUUAUGUGGAUCCAUCCAUUCACAAAUUGCAAAGGCCACUAGAGCCAAGUUGCAAGAGACUCCGAAUGCCGAUGUCGUCACAAUUGGUGAUAAAAUUAAAGCUCAAAUGCUCAGAACACAUUCAAGCAAUGUUGUCUUAUCUUUCAAUGGUGUUGGAAAAGAGGCGCCUACUUUCUGGGAGGCUUCUUUGAUUGCUGAUGAGAUUCGUAAGCUGGGUGACUAUGAUAAAAUCGAGGUCAUGUACAACAAAUUUGUUUCUGGUGUUGCUUUUGAGCCUUCUGUGUUCCCAUCAUUCUCCCCUAUCUCAAUUGAAGAGUCCCCAAAACUGUCAGAGUUCGAAUUAGAGGAAGAUCAGGCAAUUCCAACCUCUCUUUCUCAAAUAUCAUUGACUAACGCGAUUCUCAAUGCAAUGGCAGAAGGAUAUGCGUCUGAGAUCUCGGCCAGAAGAAAUGCGAUGGACAAUGCCUCUAAAAACGCUGGCGAAAUGAUCAACAAGUAUUCUAUCCUGUACAACAGAACAAGACAGGCUGUGAUUACUAACGAAUUGGUCGACAUUAUCACUGGUGCUUCAUCGCUCGACUAGAGUUCUGAACGAGCCAAGUAACGUCCAAGACCAUGAACGAGUUAAGAAGACAGUAUAUUUCUAUCUUUAGUACCUACAAUGAUUACAAAACUACACAAUUGAUGAUUUAUUUUUCUUCGAUAGACGAAUAGACUUCAAUUGUAAGACUUUUUAGAAUUCUGGAAUAUACUUGGUAUUUGGUAGGCUACUAGGUAGGUAAUAC
Messenger RNA from Ogataea polymorpha, 1164 nucleotides. RefSeq lists its product as uncharacterized. The record is from RefSeq and is a predicted model, not a curated record. NCBI's taxonomy places the organism in Eukaryota, Fungi, Ascomycota, Pichiomycetes, Pichiales, Pichiaceae. The coding region runs from base 99 to 962 and encodes 287 amino acids. Gene Ontology annotation, biological process: proton motive force-driven ATP synthesis. The transcript is spliced from 2 exons. Gene Ontology annotation, molecular function: proton-transporting ATP synthase activity, rotational mechanism.